Strongylus vulgaris is the source of this 417-nucleotide messenger RNA. NCBI's taxonomy places the organism in Eukaryota, Metazoa, Nematoda, Chromadorea, Rhabditida, Strongylidae. The record is from the annotation of a GenBank genome assembly.
AUGCAAACCGAAUACGCCAAGAAGACGCUGGCAGCCCUAUGGGAAGGUCUGUGUAAACUCGCGGAUGCUGAUAAGGAUCAGCUGAUUUCGAUCGAUGAAUGGAUCAAUCUUUUGAGAAAAUCUAAGAAUAAUAAUGAGCGAAAGUGGUUUGAUGAAUACGAACGUUUCAUGUUCAAACUCUUCGAUGUUUCUUGCGAUGGAACAUUGGAUGUGGAAGAAUAUAUUGAUGGCAUGAAUGUGUAUGGAGUAAAACGUUCACAUGCUAAGGAAGCGUUUCAGAAGUUUGCAGUGGACGAGCAUGGGAAGCCAUUAACCCACGUCAGUAAGGAGAUGUGGUCUCGUUAUUUCAAUGACCUUUUCUACUCCAACGACAAGAACACCCCUGGAAAUCAUUUGUUUGGUAUCUCUGACUUGUAA